Messenger RNA from Prunus armeniaca (apricot), 960 nucleotides. NCBI's taxonomy places the organism in Eukaryota, Viridiplantae, Streptophyta, Magnoliopsida, Rosales, Rosaceae. The record is from the annotation of a GenBank genome assembly.
AUGAAGCAAGCGGCAGUCCAUGCAAAAGCCGAAUACUUCAACUCCAAACCCGGGCCUUCGGCUCGGAAGGAGGAAUCGACCACCAAAAGUUAUCCAAGCCGAGCCGAUGACUCGUCGGCAGGACACAAACGGAAGGACGACCAUGACAGCCGUCAGGGACACUCAAAGAAAGGUCGUGGGAAGUACGGUCGUAACGACCACCGGGCGCCCCUACCGAAUCACGAUCGUGCUCAGGAAGUCUUCACCCUGCUGAACACAACCUAUGAGACCGUUCUAAUGAACGAACACGACCAGAUCCCAAAGCCAACCAACCGAAAGCCCGGUCGGCAGGAUAAUCGGGACACUGGCAAAUUCUGCCGAUAUCACCAGCAGAACAGCCACAAUACCGAAGACUGCAUCAGUCUGAGGAAAAUUGUCGAGCGUCUGAUUCGGGAAGGAAAGUUGGAUCAGUACCUUGCCAGGCCACCACAGGCCCCAGCACCGAACGCGAAUCGGCAGAUCAACAUGAUCAACACGAUCAGCGGCAGCCCCACUCUGGCGGGAACCUCUAACCAUUCGAUGAAGCAGUAUGUGCGUACCGCCCACUGCCCUCAGGUCUUCGGCAUAGAGGAGGAUCGGUGCCGAAAGCUGCCGAAGGUGGGAUGGGAGCCCAUCACAUUUUGUGAAGAAGAGGAGGAGGGGAUCAUCUACCCCCACGACGACCCAAUGAUCAUUCGGGCCGGGAUCGCCGACUACGAUGUUGGUCGGGUGCUGAUUGACUCCGGAAGCUCGGUGAACGUGAUCUUUGCCGAUGCGUUCAAGGGACUGGGGAUUGCCGACAGCAUGGUCAAUCGGCAAAUCACGCCUCUCCUCAGUUUUUCUGGAGAUCUGGUCCAACCGGUCGGUAGCAUCAGUCUGCGCAUUGCCUUCGGCGUCGCCCCCCAGGAAAACCAUGACCUACGAUCAAUUCCUCAUUGUUGA